This is a messenger RNA of Plenodomus lingam JN3, 1317 nucleotides long. RefSeq lists its product as uncharacterized. Gene Ontology annotation, biological process: protein sumoylation. Gene Ontology annotation, cellular component: nucleus; septin ring. Gene Ontology annotation, molecular function: ubiquitin-like protein ligase binding; protein tag activity. The record is from RefSeq and is a predicted model, not a curated record. NCBI's taxonomy places the organism in Eukaryota, Fungi, Ascomycota, Dothideomycetes, Pleosporales, Leptosphaeriaceae.
AUGGCAGAACCUCCUCCCACCACUACCGCACCGAAGAAACGGUCCUUGUUCAAGCGCGCAGCUUGGCAGGAUGCCCCGAAGAAAGAGGAUGAGGACAUGUUUAGCCAUUCGAACGAGUUCAAGGACAUUGUCGCAGAACAAGACAGGCUGCGGGAAGAGGACAAGAGGAGGGAAGAAACAGAGGCCAAGCAAAGGAAAACAUCAGUGCCUCGCGAAAGCAAAAGUAAACGACGGAGGAUAUGUACCGAAGACGAGAAGCCUGUAAUACCCGAAAGCGAGUCUGGCAGUCCUGUGAGAGCGACGAGACGUAGUAGAACCCCCCUACCUCCCGCUUCAGACUCGCUCGCUGCAAGAUACGACUCCCUCGCCAAAUCGACAUCGGAAGGCUCAACGGGUCGCAGAGAACCUCUUAUCAUCAGUCUGAGUGAUGACGACGACGACGACGACGAUAAAGGCGCUGUGAACGGAUACGUCGCAUUACGGCAAGCAGAAACGCAAAAUACCUUGGGUGUGCGUCCCUCGGGACGGCCUGCUGUGGACAACGACGAGGAAGUUGAGGAAGUCCUGGACCCCGCCCUAGCAGCGCUCCAAGCCAGAGCUCGUCAGAGGGCCCUAGAACGGACAAAUUCCGCUGGCACACCAGCGCCAGAAGGCGAGCCCACCAGGAUCCCGGUUUCCCAAUUGUUCAUUGACCCCGAGAUACCCGAUGCGGAUCCGCUCAUGGUCAAAGUACGGAUAAACAGCACGAUUGAGAAACCACGAAAAGCCUGGUGUGAGAGACAAGGAUACAGUCCUGACGUGACCCGAGGAAUCUUCUUCACGUGGAAAGGGACACGGUUAUUUGACAGCACGACAAUCAAGCGACUGGGCAUCCAGGUCGAUGAGCGCGGGAAUGUUUCUGUAGAUGGCGAUACAACCCUGUAUGAUGAAGACAAUAUACCAAAAAUCCACGUCAAAGCAUGGACCGAGGAAGUAUUCAUGCAAAGAAAGAGGGAAGAAGCGGCAGAAGCGGCGGCAAAGAAGACGGCAGCGGAAGCGCCCCUAGAGGCUGAGCAGCGGACCCUAACGCCAGAACCAGAGCCAGUGACCGCUAGAGUCCGCCUCGUGUUGAAGAUCAGUAGUAAAGACGACUUCCGUUUGACUGUGAAGCCGGACACCACCUUUGAACACAUCACAAGCGCUUACAAGUCGAAACUCAAAAUCCAGAAAGAUCAGCCAGUCACUCUUUAUUUUGAUGGAGAACGACUUUCGCCUUUAGAUACAGUCGCCGAUGCCGGCAUUGAGGAUCUGGACUCAAUUGAAGUGCGUCUCAAGUGA